AUGGCAGAAGAUUUUGACCAGAGCUCUGCUGCUGAGAUCGUUAAAGAUCGUUUGUAUUUCACCGCUCUCAGGAUCAAGCCAAAGAAUUCCACUUUUAUUCACUUUUUCAGCUCAGACGAGGAUUUUGUCUACGAGAGCUUUUACUCUGAUUUUGGGCCUCUGAACCUGGCCAUGAUGUUCCACUACUGCAGCAAAGUGCACCAGAGGCUCCAGUCAUUAACCACGUCCAAGAAGAAGCUCGUGCACGUCACCAGCCACGACCCCAAGAAGAAAGCCAACGCCGCCGUCCUGAUCGGAGCCUACGCCGUGAUUUAUCUGAAGAUGGAUCCAGACGACGUUUACAGGCGUCUGCUCAGCGGGAACAACUCGGGCUUCAUCUGCUUCAGAGAUGCAGGUGUGGGGGAGAGCUCCUUCAGUCUGUCUGUGCUGCACUGUUUACACGGAAUACACAAGGCUGUGCAGAGCGGCUUUGUGAACUUUGACACAUUUAAAGUGGAGGAAUAUGAGCAUUAUGAGAGAGUGGAAAACGGGGACAUGAACUGGAUCAUUCCCGGGAAGCUCCUGGCCUUCAGCAGCCCACAGCAGCGCAGCAGAGUGGACAACGGUUACCCGUUGCACGCUCCAGAGGCGUUCUUUCCGUUCUUCCGACAGCACAGAGUCACAGAUGUGGUGAGGCUGAACAAAAAGCUGUACGACGCGCGCAGGUUCGAGAGCGCCGGAUUCACUCACCACGACCUUUUCUUCCUGGAUGGCUCCACCCCCUCUGACCUCAUCGUGCGGAGGUUUCUGCAUGUGUGCGAGAGCGCCCCCGGAGCUGUGGCGGUGCACUGCAAAGCCGGCCUGGGCAGGACGGGCACUCUGAUUGGCUGUUACCUGAUGAAGCACUUCCUGUUCACUGCAGCGGAGGCCAUGGCGUGGAUGAGGAUCUGUCGGCCCGGUUCAGUGAUCGGACCCCAGCAAAACUUCCUCCUGUCGAAGCAGCAGAGCCUCUGGGUGCAGGGCGACGUGUUCCGCUCCAAACAGAAACUCCAGAAUCAGAGGCAGAUCAGAAAACAACAACUGCACAGACGAGACGACACAUCGACCAAUCAGAACCACCGACCCGAGCCGAUGUCCCGCCUCCUCAACGCCGUGGACGACCUGUCAAUCAGCAACGGCCUGCACAAGUCCUACAGCUACGACGAGGUCAGGUCGGGUCUGGACGGCGUCUCUCAGGGGGACAGACUGUGUGCUCUGAAGGGGAGGCGCCCUCCUCGCUCCCUCUCCACCUCCUCCAGGCUGAACGUUUCCAAAGUUCCUCGUGGCUCCCUCGUCCCGUCGGUCAAACCUCUGCUCUUCUCUGCACAGACCGUCCGUCACCUGUCCCCCAAUCGAAUCAAGAGUAUAAGACACACAGACUAG
This is a messenger RNA of Periophthalmus magnuspinnatus, 1401 nucleotides long. Its product is annotated as dual specificity protein phosphatase CDC14AB-like. Gene Ontology annotation, molecular function: protein tyrosine/serine/threonine phosphatase activity; protein serine/threonine phosphatase activity. The record is from RefSeq and is a predicted model, not a curated record. Bases 1 to 1401 code for a protein of 466 amino acids. Gene Ontology annotation, cellular component: mitotic spindle; nucleolus; spindle pole. Gene Ontology annotation, biological process: cilium assembly; regulation of exit from mitosis; protein dephosphorylation. NCBI's taxonomy places the organism in Eukaryota, Metazoa, Chordata, Actinopteri, Gobiiformes, Gobiidae. The transcript has 14 exons.